AUGCCAGAGGCCAGGAGCUCCGGCCUGGACCUCACGCGAUGGAGGAAGCAGCAGCAGCCUGUGCGCCGCACCGUCAGCCAGGUCUGCCCGCCCCCGCGGCGGCCCCUGACCGUGGCGGACAUCCGUCCCGGCAUGGAGAACGAGCGGCUGGGGGUCGUGCGGGACUCCAUGUUUCAGAACCCGCUAAUCGUCAAGGCUGCUGGUCCGGACUCGUUGGGGACCUCUUAUUCUGUUGAUGACUCCUCAGCGGUGCAGAAAGUUAUUCCUUCCCUUGCUGGACACCACAUCAAAGGAGGCCCACAGGCUGAACUCGGCAAGCCCCGGGAAAGAAGCUACAGUCUGCCUGGCAUUAAUUUUAAUUAUGGACUCUACAUCCGAGGGCUUGAUGGAGGAGUCCCUGAAGCCAUCGGAAGCUGGAACGUGUUUAAGCAGCAGCCCACCUGCCCCCACGAGCUGACCCGGAAUUAUAUCGCAAUGAACCGUGGGGCGGUGAAAGCCAGCCUGGUGACUGCCCGGGAGAACUUGCUCUACCGUCAGCUCAACGACAUCCGCAUCAGUGACCAGGAUGACCGGCGCCUGAAGAAGGAGCCGCCCCCUCUCCCUCCAAACAUGACAUUUGGGAUCCAGGCACGGCCUUCCACACCCUUCUUUGAUCUGCUGCAGCACCGGUACCUGCAACUGUGGGUACAGGAACAAAAGGCCACCCAGAAAGCCAUCAAACUGGAGAAGAAGCAGAAGGUGGUCCUUGGGAAGCUGUAUGAGACCCGGAGCAGUCAGCUGAGGAAGUACAAGCCGCCUGUGAAGCUGGACACCUUGUGGCACAUGCCUCACUUCCAGAAGGUGGGCCGCCACCUUGAUACCUUCCCCACCGAAGCCGACCGCCAGAGAGCAUUAAAAGCCCACCGGGAAGAGUGUGCCGUGCGCCAGGGGACCCUGCGGAUGGGCAACUACACCCACCCCUAACCCCUCCCUCCCUGCCUUGAGAAGCCAUCUUGACAGAAUGGAAAAUUCCUAGAAGGACUCCCUAUCUUACCCCAACCCUGACAUUCCCCCAUUUUUAUGCGGGUUCUGCUUCAAGGAGCUCAGAUUCAAGUCUUAGGUGAAUUGGUUUCAGUAAAAGUCCCCCCUUUUAGGUUAGCCAGCAUUAGUCUCCACUUAGCCCCAGUGACCCUCUCUACCUGGAGCCUCCACCUCCUCCUCCUCCUUCUCCUAGGGCAGGCUGACCCUGCCUCUUCUCAAGCCCUCACCUGCCAAGACAAAACCAAAUUACAAGACAAUUUUUUAGACUCCAGGCUAAGGGUCGAUUCCAUGGCUCUGCCCAUUAAGUGUUAAGAACGACCUGUGUAUUUGCUGCAGAAAGCAUGACAGUGACGUGCUUUGAAAACCCUCAUUUUCUAUUCCAAACAUGAGUUUUAAUUGCUGUUUUUGGGAUGCCUGAUGUCUCAUCACGGCAGUAUUAUCUCUCUGGGACCUCUGACAGCAGGAAGAGCCAAUGGUUCAUUACUCGAGCCUGCCCCCGCCUCCUCAGUGCUGGGGCCCUGUCAAUCAAGCAGGCCAAGAUGGACUCCUCCCCCAGGACUGACUUUGGAAGGUCAACCCCCUCUGGAUAAAGAGAGCCUUCCGGGGCGAGGGGGUAGACUGCCGAACACAGGCUGCUGAACUUCUCAGCCGAAUUCCUGGGCACGUCCUCACUCAGUCUUUCUGUGCGUUCUUUGGCUUCUCUCUGCAAAUUUUAUGCUGAUCUAUUUGAAAUUAAAAAUGCUAUUUGUUAUCC
Molecule: messenger RNA, 1774 nt
Organism: Piliocolobus tephrosceles (Ugandan red Colobus)
Lineage: Eukaryota; Metazoa; Chordata; Mammalia; Primates; Cercopithecidae
Gene: CFAP77
Product: cilia and flagella associated protein 77
Exons: 7
Coding region: 1-963 (320 amino acids)
Source: RefSeq, a predicted model, not a curated record